This is a messenger RNA of Glossina fuscipes, 8962 nucleotides long. It is a transcript of the gene rols, whose product is annotated as protein TANC2. The transcript is spliced from 8 exons. NCBI's taxonomy places the organism in Eukaryota, Metazoa, Arthropoda, Insecta, Diptera, Glossinidae. Gene Ontology annotation, molecular function: protein binding. Bases 2897 to 7489 code for a protein of 1530 amino acids. The record is from RefSeq and is a predicted model, not a curated record.
UCUCCGAUUUGUUGACGAAAUAUCAUUACAUUAGAUACUUUGUGUGUUAGUAGCAAAGUAGUACAUGACAAAGACAUGUGCUUCUAAAUUUCUAAUAUAAAUAAUAUGAAGAAAGCAUUAAAAGAUCACAACAAUUAAUUUACAUUAAAACAAAGAAAAGUUAUUUAUGAAUUAAUGAAUACCUAUUUUUAUAUGAGUAUUUCGAUAACUCCAUAGCAAAAAAAAAAAAAAAAACGCAAAAGCAAAAAUAAUAAAUAAAUAAAGAAAGAUGUACGGCGGCUGCAACACAUCCUAAUAUAUUUUAAAAAGUAAUCCCUUCCGAGAAAGAAAGAAAGAAAAUACAUCAUAGAUUGCAGAAGUGUUUUACCUUUUUUUUUUUCUUUGAUAAUUGCAGGCGAUCUAAUUAUCAAUUAAAACUUCUAAAAUGUUGUAGAACAAAACGAGAUGAUUAUCGUCUGUUUUUUUUUUUUUUUGCUCAGAUGAACGGAAUUAUGACCACGACCUAAGUCAGGUUUAUGCUUCUAAAAUAAACCUUUAUAACCUUUCGGGAAAGGAAAUUUAUCAAUUUCUUGAUGUCUGUUAGUAGUAGGUUCAUUUAUCGUUUGGCGUUUACCGUCGAGAGGAAGAUUAAUAAAUUUUGAGGCGAAGUUUGUUCAUCUAGGCUUAAGCCUUUUAAUUAUGAUUUCAAGAGAUGAAUCAGUGGAACGGACCGGAAAAGCUAAUUUCAUUCAAAAAAGCAAAAGCAAAUAUACAUGAUGGAGCUGCUUACUGUGCAUAUGUCAAUGUGUAGCAAAAAUUUGGUAAAUCAUGGUGCAUUCUCUGUGAUAAUAUUUUGUUUUGUUUUAUUUUUAUUUUUUUAUUUUUUUUUUAUUAUUCUUGUGUUCUUAUGAAGACAAUGUAAAUUUUAACGAAAAAAACAUAGUUCGCAUAUAGAGUCAACAAGUAGAGUGAAAAGUUAUGAGUUUAAACACAAAUACAACUUAUUAAAGCGAGUCAGUGUCCUCUGCGAGCAAACUUUACCAUUAUAUAUAAUUGGUUUAAAUAAUUAAUGUAUAAUAAGCCUUCAUUAAGAAUAAACUUAAACAUUCCAACUAUUAAGAAUGAAUUAUUGUCUACAUCAUAAUUAGUUAAAGCGCGCUUAAUACGCACAAAUGCAAUUUUAGCGAAUCGUUGCGAAAAUAAUGAAGGAAAUAAAAACAAACAAAUAAAAAAAAAUUCUAAACUUUAAAUGUGUGUUCGCUCCAUAAAUGUUCAAAUUUAAACAAACUAAUUGAAUUUUUAUUUUUUUUAUCCUUUACCUUAACUGUUUCUAUUUGAUUUGGUUUUUCUCACCGUUGUGCGUUGAUGUGUUAUUCUCGAUCAAAAAAAAAAAAAAAAUUAAAAAAAUUAAAAAAAUAGAAAACAUUAAUUGAAAAUAAAUUAUGAAAUUAAAAUACAAUAACAUAUCUAGGUAGCAGUGAUUGCGAUUGUAAACAUGGCCUAAAUAAAGAACAAGUUUAAGCUUAAACAUCGUAAUAACGAAAAAAAAGAGAUAUAAAGAAAUAAAAAGCACAUACACAAACAAGCAAUAACCAUCAUGUUUUGAUCCUAAUAUAUAUAUAUAUAUAUAUAUAUAUAUAUAUAUAACAUAACGAACAUAAAAGCAUCCAUCACAUUCGCUACGUGGCCGAUAAAAUAAGAAGGAAAUUAUGCUCAUGUGUGUGUUUAAGGAAACAUUAAAGUAGACGAGAAAUUGACAGCAAAAAAAAAAAAACAAAUAAAUAAAUAAAUAAAUAAAAUAAAAUAUAAAAGAAAAAAAAAAUCAGCACAUUUUCAAUUGCUUGUUAAAGCGAAACGUAAACCGUCAACGUUCAAAUACUAGCAACCGACCAGCAUUCCGCGGGACAACAAGAUAACAUUCACCCAAAUUGCCAAACCGUUCAAAACAAUGACAACAACGAACAGAUUCAUUAACAAAAAAGUCGUUGUUCAAGUGUUACACAACAUGUUAAAGAAAUUUUUAAAAAAUUCAUCUUCAAUUAACAACAACAACAACAACAAUAACAAAAGCAAUCCUUCUGAUAGAAAUUUUUGAUUGCCGCGAAAAAACAAAAGAGAGAAAAAACGUUUGUUUAUAAUGCAUUGGAUAUAAGAAAGAAAACUUAUUGAAUUUCAUUCUAUAUAUUGUGCCGCUUUUAAGUGUUGAAAAAGCUAACUAAUAAAAAAAAAAGAAAAUAUAUAUACAUAUAUAUAAAAGAUAUAUUAUAGAAGAAAAAAAAAAAGAGUAGUUGGAGCGAUUUCUGUUAAUUUCAAGUUCAAAGUACAAAAUGUUUUAUGCCGUAUUCGGACUUUGUAUUUAUCGCGUUUUACUCUUCUUCCAUUAAAACCAAACAAUACAAAACAAAACAAAACAAGUCAAAAAGAAAGAAGCAAUUUGUUGUACACAGGCACACAUACCGAACUCUCUACCGGUUUUAAGUGAUCACCAUUUAAACUCGAGAACAGCAGACAACAACUACUUUCCUGUUCAACAUCACCGUCAUCUCUUUUGUUAUUAUUAUCAAUAUAUGUAUUAUUUUUUUUCUAUUCGCGUAUGUCUGGCUGGUGAUUCGAUCGAUUCAUUUUAACAUAAAAACCCUUUUGAAUUGGAUUUUUACUCAAGCAACAUACAUAACAUACAUAACAUACAGCAUCUUCAGUAUAGAGCGUCAGAGCAACAGAGGAAAACCACAACAUCAUCGUUCACACCAUUUGCAGCCAUAUGCGCGUUAUCGUCGAUAAUCGUUGAGUUCUCUUCUUCACCUUGGAAUAUUUUUUUAUAUCUUUUCUUCUUCUUCUUCGUCAUCUUCAUCUUCUUUACAACAAUUCACUUUACAUGCUGCUUGCUUGGUUUGGCUUGAAUGACUGACGUCCGAUUAUGUCCACAGUAAAAGAUAAAAUAAAUUUUCAAAAUACUUGGAGUUGUAAUAAAACCACAGGUCGUCGUUCUGGAAGUGGAUAUAGUUGCAGUUUUUUAGAUUUGCAUUCUAUACGCCGUUUACUGGAACAUGAUACGAGCGACGCGAUUUGCCCCACUUGUCGCAUAUCGUUUGAUAAAGGCAAACGUCGUAAAUUGAUCGAUACUUGCGGUCAUGAGCGCUGCUACUCUUGUAUGUUUCGCAACGAUCAGUGUCCAAUGUGCAUGAAGGAUGUUGACGGCAACAAUGCUCAAGGCUAUGACACAGGCAUCGGCGGCUCAACAUCGACAAUAGUAAGCCCUCUGGGCUCGCCUCAACCCCAACUGCGAUCGCAAGUGCAACGCACAAAUGCAACCGCUUUGGCUAGAUAUAUGCAGCACAACCGUCAAGAUUCUAUAUAUGCCAAGUUACCCAAGGCGGCUGCUGCAAUACCAACGGCAGCAACAACGACAACCUCUAGCGCAAGCAUCUCUCUCACAACAACAGCGGCUACUCAAUAUACGAUUACAGCGGAUGUUCACAAUAGUAUCAGCAACGAUAGCAACAAUAAUAGUACUAACAAUAAUAACAAUAGCAACAGCAACUAUAGCGGCGGCGAAGUUCAUGCCUCAUCAUUUGCAACACCACCAACACGUCGUCGUUUUUUCAAUCACAAAAACUUACGCAAUGCCUUAACCGGCGGUGUUGGUCAUCGGCGUACCGCUUCAAAUGGUGGCUGUCCCAUAGAUACCGUCUCAAUUUUAUCCGAAGGUAAAAAUAUCGAAAAUGCUUUGAAUACUUCGACAUGUUCGGAUUCGGCUGUGACCCGCAGACGUCGUAAGAAUGUUAGUAACAAGUUGAGUUCAGCAUCGGAAUCAACAACAGCAAGCGAAAAUCGUUUAAAUCGUUUAAGCUUAGCGGGAACUUCAGUAUACGCUGGUCAUUUGUCAUCAUUAGUUCUCGGAAAAAUAAAGUCACUUUGGGCCGUUCCAUCCAAUACGGCAGAUAGUGGAUUAAUUCAAUUUGCAGGUAGUGACAAUUUAGUUAGUGAUAACAGUAGCACGGUAGCUGAGAAGCAAAAGGAUCAGUUACGAGCACGUUUAGGCUUGCUACUAGAUAACGACACGAGCCCUGACGGUUCGAAUACUACCACCACAACCAGUAGUAGCUCCUCACACAAUAUCAGCCCUCAACAAACUUUAGCUACAGAUAGUUCCGGUUUAUCUGUAGAUCACUUCGGUGGGAGUCAGCUAUCGGUAGCUACGAAAGAUGAUACGUAUAGUUUGUGCGGCAAGCUGAAAACAUGUUGUCUUACGGAUACAAAUGGUUACGAAGUAUUCCCGGCUAAGUCACGCAAAUCGGUUGUUCGACGCUCGAACCGUUCCGCACAACUCGGCAAUAAUAGCAAACGGAAUGCCAUAUAUAAAUCUUCCUCAGUACCACCUGCCAUUCAAUUGGCUUUAAAGCCACUUUUCUUCGAAGUUCCUCUGCAAGAACCCGAUCCACCCUUUAUUGGACGUCAAUGGCUACUAAGAGAGCUGUCAAAUAUACUUACUGGCACAGAAACUCCAGGAGUGCUUAUAAAUGGCAAUCCAGGUACCGGGAAAACUGCUUUCAUUUUGCAACUAGUAGAGUAUUCUUGUUUUGGCCGACGCAAAAAUGCAUCUUCCGAAACGGAUCCCGACGGUAUUUACUACCAGAUCAGUACGGCAAGCGACCGAAUACGGGCUUUAGCCGCUCAUGUGGUUGGUUAUCAUUUCUGUCAAGCGGAUGCAAAUUUAACAUGCUUAGUACCAGAUUUUGUACAUUCCUUAGCCGCUCAACUUUGUCAAGCCCCACAAUUGGCUGCCUACCGAGACUAUCUACUCAGUGAACCUCACUUAAAAGGUAUAUUAAGUGUAAAGGAAUGCAUAGCUGAUGCCGAACGCGUAAUGCGAAUGGCCAUUUUGGAACCUUUAACAGUGCUUAAAAGAACCGGGAAAAUUUUGGCCAAAACCUGCAUUAUUCUUGUUGAUGCCCUCUGCGAGGCUGAAUAUCACCGCCCGGACCACGGUUAUACCAUAGCCACAUUUCUUGCCAAAAUUACCAAAUUUUUUCCUUCAUGGCUAAAAGUAGUCGCUACUGUCCGCACUCAGAUGUUGGAAUUUGUCAAAGGUUUAUCUUACACAAAAAUUACGUUAGAUAGCUGGGCUUCAAAUGAUCUUUUGCAGAAAGAUAUGUUAGAUUAUAUAACGUUUCGUGUGAAUAACAGUGCAGAGAUACAAAACAAUGUCGCCAUCGUUAAAGAUCACAACACAGGGCAACUCAAAUUUAUUGGCCACCUCCAAAAUUUAACUAAAGGAUCCAUGUUGUACGCAAAAUUGAUAUUAGAUCUCAUUGAACGCGGUCAGCUCGUGAUCAAGUCAACCAGCUACAAAGUCUUGCCAGUGUCUCUGGCCCAAAUUUUUUUAUUACAUUUCAAUUUAAGAUUUCCUACCUCGUGUAGUUUCGAAAAGGCGGCCCCUAUUCUUAAUGUUUGUCUUGCUGCUUUGUACCCUUUAACACUGAAUGAAAUUUAUUAUACAAUUUGUGCUAUAAAAACCGAUAAAGUAAUGGCUUGGGAUGAAUUUCUGCAACGUUUUAGACUAUUGGAUGGGUUUCUUAUUAAACGUAUUGAUAACACUUAUAUGUUUUUCCAUUCAUCGUUUCGAGAAUGGCUAAUACGUAGAGAUGAGGGAGAGUCAUCCAAAUUCCUGUGCGAUUUUCGUUUAGGCCAUGCUGCGAUUGCCUUUCGUCUUUCUCGCUUGCAAGCUCCUUUGGAUCCAGAGCAGACUUUAGAGUUAGGCCACCAUAUGUUGAAGGCGCACAUUUAUCGCAAUAGUCAAGGCCCACAAUCGCCCCGCGAUAUGCAGGCCUAUUGGAUUUCUUCGGUCACCGAUAAUAUCUCAGCAGCUUUGGGUGCCUUACGCAAUGUUUACAGUCCAAAUUUAAAAGUUUCCCGUCUCAUGCUUUUAGCUGGUUCAUCACCUCAUUAUCGCACUGAAUUUAUGGGUGACGCUACCAUCUUAUGCUUGGCUGCUCACGAGGGUAUUGUUCCAAUGGUGAGUUUACUACUAGAAUUCGGAGCUGAUGUUGGCCUAACCAACAGUCAGGGUUGUACGCCGUUAAUUUUGGCUGCUAUGCGAGGACAUUGCGAUGUGGUACGACUAUUGGUAGCAGCUGGCAGUAGUUUAGGACAAACCGAUACCACACAGAGGUGCGCUCUAGUGCACGCUGCGCGUAUGGGUCGCCUUAAUGUAGUUAAGUAUUUGUUAGCUUGCGAUUGGACGCCUCGAACCAAUUCAGGUGAUGUCAGUUUAAAUUUGGCUUUGCAGCAAGCUUUGAUAGGCGCUGCAUCGCAAGAUCACAUCACAAUUAUGGAGGAUCUGCUUGAUAUGGAAAACAUAAAUAUAAAUCAAGUAGAAAUAACGUCUGGGGAUCUAGCUUUAACCGCCGCCGCCCGCAAUGGAUGUUUGAAUACUGUGGAGAUACUGUUGUCAAGAGGUGCUAAAAUAGAUUCUCACAACAAGCAAGGCUUCACUGCUUUAGGACUUUCUGUUAAAGAAGGACAUUGGGCAGUAGCUGAAAAAUUAUUAGAAAAUGGCGCUGAUCUUGAUGAGUCGGUGACAUCGGCCCGUAAAACUUCUUUAAUGAUUGCAGCCGAAGAGGGCCACAUUGAAAUCAUGGAGAUGUUGAUCACACGAGGAGCCAAUCUUGAAACUCAAGAUCACGAGGGUUUUACAGCUUUAUCCUGGGCAUGCCUGAGAGGGCGCCAGACAGCUGCGAAGAUAUUGAUGGAUAAGGGAUGCAAUAAGAACCAUGCCGACAACAACGGCAGAACCCCUUUGGACCUUGCAGCCUAUCAAGGUUCUGCAAACUUGGUGCAGUAUUUGUUGGAACAAGGAGCUAAUAUUGAACACGUUGACGUCAACGGAAUGCGUCCUUUAGAUAGAGCGAUAGCUUGUCGAAAUAUACAAGUUGUGCAAGUCUUCCUAAGAAGAGGAGCGAAACUAGGCCCUACAACUUGGAGUAUGGCCAUGGGUAAGCCAGAAAUAUUGAUAGUUCUGCUCAAUAAACUGCUAGAGGACGGGAAUGUUUUAUAUCGUAAAAAUCGGUUUCAAGAAGCUUCGCAUCGAUAUCAAUACGCGCUAAGAAAAAUAUCUAAUUUAGAAAUCCUGAUAGAAAAGAGCGCUAUAUUCGCGCAGUUACGUACGAAUCUACUGCUAAAUCUAUCAAGAUGCAAGAGAAAACUGAACGUCCUUGAAGAAUCUAUAGAUUUAGCUACGCAAGCCAUUGCCCAGAAACCAAGCAGCUACGAAGGAUAUUAUGCGCGUGCAAAAGCGCGAAUGGACCAUUGUGAUCUCAACGAUGCACUAAUCGAUGCUAAUGAAGCAAUGCAAAAAGCUGCACAAAGCGGUGUACUAACGGACGUCAUUGAUAUCUUAAAACGUAUUCAAGACGAUCUAUUAAUCCGUAUUAGCCAAGAAAAACGUAUCCAAUGCAAUUGUAAUGAAGAAACUUCUACAGAAUCUCCGCACGAAAUAACCGAUUUAUAAGUUAUCGACUUCCUAUGUGUGCCCAUUACAUUGUCUAAAAAAAUCAAUCAAAAACUAUUCUCCAUUCACCAUUUCUAAACUCUUUUUUCCUUUCCCUAAUUAUCGUUUCCUUCCUUUCUUUAUAUUUAUUUCGUUUAGAAACAUUUAAUUUUAAUUAAAUAGUGCUUGUUUAAACUGACUAAAAGCAAAUUGUUUAUACGUAUAUGCUUUGUUUAUAUAUUUUAUUUGUCAUCAUUAGUUUCAAUUUAAUUAAAAUCAAAUACAUGUGAUGUAAAUAAAUAAAACAUUAAUUCGUAGUUAAAUUUAGUGAAUGGCGUGGCGUGUAUGCGUAACUAUUUUAAAGCUAUUUAAAAUAGCAUCAUUUUAGGUAAUCUCUUACCAUAUACAAUAUGUUCAAUUGUUUUGCCGAUGAUUAAUUUCUUCACAAUCCCUUUUUCGGACUCACCAUCACAUAAAGAUACGGCUCACAAUCAGGGCAUGUAAAAACUAAACAAGAGAAUUAUAUUCGGAUGUGACCGAAUCUUUUACAUUCACUAGCUAUAUCCUAACAAAGAUGAAAAAACAAAAAAAAAACUGAAGAAAUCCACUUCUUUUACUUUACAAUAUUAAGAAGGUUUGGCUCAUUUUAUCAGUUUUAUCGAAUUUAUAAGUAAUGAGCAAAAAUCCUGGAAAGCAGAAAAGUUCUUGGAUUACAUUGCAUCGUAGAUGUCUCGUGUAACCAACUUUUUCAAUAGCAAACUGAGUUCCAAGAAUUUCAAUGUUUCCGCAAAAUUUCAAGUCGAUAGCUUUACUUUUGUAGGCACGAGAAUGUUUACCACAGAAAUUAAACAAACGGCAGACGAACAUGCUUUUAUCGAUUCAGAAUUUCCUGCUGAUCAAAAUUAUAUAUGCUUUAUGGAGUCUGCUUCAUUUUGGCUGUUGCGAACGCUUUGAUAGAACGAACAUACCACCUUAAUUUGAUAGUGGAUGUAAACACGAAGAAUGAAAAAACUCUGACGACUAGCAAAGCAGUAGACAUAUUGAUUGCAUAUUGGUUUCUUGUCCAACUCUUCUCACGUUCAAAGAUUUUCAACGUUAGUCCUUACUUCGUCAUUGCGAUGAUACCCAACGAAAAUAAUUUUUUUUUAUUUGUAGCAUAAAUAAGUGAAUGCGUACUACAUAUCAUAGUUCUUAAAGGAAAUCCAUGUUGCAAUGUUCACCACCUAGGAUAGGUAUCGCAUAUUCCUUCUAAACUUACGGCCAAAAUGUCAAAAUGUCGUAUUGAUGUCAAGGUACGAGAGAAAACUCAAUGUAAGUUGGGACAUCUAUGAGAAGCACAACAAUAGUCUAAUGUACUUCAACAUAUUCGCUUUUCAGCUCCUUGACGAAUCAAUAGAUUUAGCUACACAAACCAUUGCCCAAAAAUUAAGCAGCCCUCUUCUUAUCGACUUAGUACAUUUAUGCCCAUUACAUUGUUUAAAAGAAAUCACUUUC